Dentiscutata heterogama is the source of this 964-nucleotide messenger RNA. NCBI's taxonomy places the organism in Eukaryota, Fungi, Glomeromycota, Glomeromycetes, Diversisporales, Gigasporaceae. The record is from the annotation of a GenBank genome assembly.
AUGGCAUCAAUUAGUGACAAUAGAAGGCUUUCAAUAGAUUUUUCAGCCGAAAAAGUUUGUGAAGACUGUAAUAAAGCAAGAUCGAAUGGUAACAAUUUUAUUGAAAAUCAAGAAUCUUUUGAUUACAUGAAAACUUCAAAAGAAACACUUGUAAAAUUGCCAUUCCCGCCAGGUAUAGAUCCUAAAGAUUUAGUCAAUGAUCUAUUAAAUAGUAAAGCUCAGUCACCAAAAAUGUUGAAUGAGUUCUUCAUUUAUAGAAAGGUUUACGUUCGGGAAAUCCGAAAGCAAAACCUUCGAUUGAAAAUGACCAAGGUGUCAAAAUUGGCAUCGAGUUCCUGGUACCAAGAGCCUUCAAAAGUUAAGAACGAGUAUAGAAGAAUUGCACGAGAGGUUGAAAACGAAUACAUAUUUGCUAGAAAUGAAAAAUUACGAUCUCAAAAAGCUAAGGAUCAACAUAACGAUAAACAUUUCACAAAUUCAGCCCCUGCCAACUCUUCUACCCUUGUAAAUUUUGAUGUCACCAGUAAUGGUAAUAGUAACAAUAAAAUUGAACCUUUUACACCAAUCGUAGUAAAACAGUGUACACCAUUAGAACCAUCCAUACCAUCCAUAAACGCGAACGCAUGGUUGUACAAUGCUACUUACGUACCAUCAAUUUUUACGUUCAACCCAUAUACCCCAAGCGUGUAUAUGCCAGUCGUUAAAAAACCAAAACCAAAGAAACAUCAAGUGAAACCGAAUGUACCAACAAAACCAAAUGAAUUGGCAACAGUUAUUGAACAUCCUAUCGAUAUCAAUAGUGAUAAGAGUACUAUUUAUUCACCUAGUUCACCUUAUCUACCUUAUGAAUACUUCUAUCCUAUAGUUUACGAGCCUCCAUAUGUUAAUUUUUAUUCUGAACAAGUCAGUCUUCUUGGCGAUAUUGGUAAUUUCAAUUAUGGUUUUGGCAAUGAGCACCUUUUUG